GCGAGAGAGCGAGAUGCGAAGUGACCUGGCUUUGCCUUUGACAGAUCUUGAGCUUUGGGGCUGCUGGCUCACGACUUUGGCGUGCACGGGAACAUUUCUAAAGACACGUUCGGUCGGGUGAUAUGCUAUGACAUGACUCGUGAUUGUGGGAUCAUCAACAGCGAGUUGACGAGAGACCCGCACUCCACACAGCAGCAUUGCGGAUUCGUGCGCGCCACGGGGUAGGAUGCAAUAUGCGAUUUGCGUUGAUACAGAACAGGAUGCCCGUCUCCGUCUCUUGCGCUGCAGGUGGGAUUUUGGCCAGCGGGCCUUUUUCGGCUGAAGUUGCAAUGACUCGGACUCGGCCUCUUGUACCGCUCCCAUGCCAGAGACGACCGUUUCUACAUGCAUCUCGUCGUCAGCGCGGCAAAGGGCACGGCGAGCUCAUCGACAGGCUGUACAACUCUUUGAUUGUCGUUGGCCUCGUUGUGCUCGUUGACAGCCGUGUGCUAGACGUGUUUGAGACCGUUCCUCUAUUUUCCCUCCGGCUGUGUCCUUUGUUUGCAUUGGCAGGGGUAGAUUCACCAAACACGCUGACGAUGAAGACGCGGCGAAGAUUAAUCUCCUACCGUCUGUGGGGCCAUGCGCUUGUUCUGAAUCUGCAGGUCCAGGCACGUACAUCUCUAACUCUCUGCCUAGUCGUCUUGAAUCAGUCAGACUACACCAGCUUGGUCGUCUUGAAUCAGUCAGACUACACCAACUUGGUCGUCUUGAAUCAGUCAGACUACACCAACUUACUCUACCUCCUUAAUGCAGCUUUGUCCUCAAUCGCCUUCACGUGCCGACAUUAGCUCGA
Messenger RNA from Didymella exigua CBS 183.55, 835 nucleotides. RefSeq lists its product as uncharacterized. The coding region runs from base 261 to 830 and encodes 189 amino acids. The record is from RefSeq and is a predicted model, not a curated record. The transcript has a single exon. NCBI's taxonomy places the organism in Eukaryota, Fungi, Ascomycota, Dothideomycetes, Pleosporales, Didymellaceae.